GUGGUUUAAGAACGCCAAAAGUGUUGGUAAACAAAACAUCAAAUUCAAAUCAGCGCAACGACUAUACAGCAGUGAGUGCAGAAUCUCUUCUUUUGCUCAAAAUUCCUGCGAAUUAAAAUGUCAUCGAAGUGGAUCAGUUUAUCCUGCUCUCCUAUCCAGUUGAGCACAACAUUAACUGGCGGUCAAAGUUUUCGGUGGAAACGAUACAACACUGACGGUGACACUGAAUCCAAGUCAUUCAUUGGUGUGAUGGCAAACUGUCUGUGGCUGCUGAAGGAAACCGACACAACAGUUCAGUUCAAAGUCUUGGGCGAAUUGCCCUAUCCGACCGGCAAUAAGUUCAGCAUCGUGCGCAUGAAAGUUCCUCCACCGAAACCGACCAAGACCAAGCGGAACGAAGGGCUACUCUACGCCGACGAAUACUACAAGAGUCUGUUGCGAUCGUACUUUCGACUGGACGUUGACCUAGAGAAACACUAUGAGCAAUGGAGUGCGGCACACAGUCACUUCCGCGACGAAGCAGCACGUUUCUAUGCCAUUCGAAUGCUGGACCAGGAACCGGUCGAGAAUUUAUUUUCGUUCAUUUGCAGCCAGAACAAUCACAUCACCAGAAUAUCGUCGCUGGUGGAGAAGUUGUGCUCGAUGUACGGACCGGAGAUUUGCCAGUUUGAAGGUGUGACGUACCACUCGUUUCCCGAUGCACAGAGAUUGUCGAGCCCAGAGGUGGAGGGACAACUUCGAUCCGCGUCGUUCGGUUAUCGAGCAAAGUUCAUACAGAAAUCGGCCGCCGAGGUUGUGGCAAAUGGUAAUUUGGAAUGGUUCCACCAGCUACAGGAACUCGACUACAAAGCAGCUCAUCAAGAACUGACGAAACUAACAGGAAUCGGACCCAAGGUUGCCGACUGCAUUUGCCUGAUGUCGUUGAAUCAUCUGGAAGCGAUUCCUGUCGACACUCAUGUCUAUCAAAUUGCCAAAUUGCAUUACCUUCCCGGAUUGAAGGCUGCGAAAAGUGUCACGGCCAAAGUGUACAACGAAAUCGGCGACAAAUUUCGCGAAGUGUAUGGAGACCUAGCAGGAUGGGCACAGACGGUACUCUUCUGUUCGGACUUGGCGAAAUUUAAGGAAAACGCAGACGAUGGUGUGGCUAAGAAGCGACGUAAGAAGUCGUAGGGCUGGCUGCUUGUUUGGAUUGUUAGGCGUAAAAAUGUUCCGUGUCUUUGUGUUUGAGCAAUAAAUCGAUUUACCGUUUA
This is a messenger RNA of Bradysia coprophila, 1250 nucleotides long. RefSeq names its product 8-oxoguanine DNA glycosylase (gene Ogg1). Lineage: Eukaryota; Metazoa; Arthropoda; Insecta; Diptera; Sciaridae. Gene Ontology annotation, biological process: base-excision repair, AP site formation; nucleotide-excision repair; base-excision repair. The record is from RefSeq and is a predicted model, not a curated record. Gene Ontology annotation, molecular function: 8-oxo-7,8-dihydroguanine DNA N-glycosylase activity; damaged DNA binding. Gene Ontology annotation, cellular component: nucleus.